Messenger RNA from Symbiodinium pilosum, 825 nucleotides. NCBI's taxonomy places the organism in Eukaryota, Dinophyceae, Suessiales, Symbiodiniaceae. The record is from the annotation of a GenBank genome assembly.
AUGCUGUGUCUCGUCAAAGAUGAGCCAUGCGACUUUUGGGACGCAUUGAACCUCUCUGUCCAUAGCAUGUCGACCAUUGGCUUUGGCUCCAUCGUCCCGCACUCUGCGCUUGCAAACACUGCAGUUGCCAUCGAGUUCUGGAUUGCUGUUCUCAUGGGUGCAGCAGCCGGGGGGCUGCUAUUCUCUCGGGUCAGUACUGCCAGCAGCCGAGUGGCUUUCUCGGACGUAGCCUUGGUAACCAACAUUCGGGGCGUCCCGACCGUCACGAUGCGGAUCGUGAAUGAACGGCCGUUCAGCUCUUUGUUCGACGUGACAUGCCGGGUCAGCGCCUUGGUCAAGGACCCCAAGGUCUGGAACCUCUUGCACCCCUUGGAUGAGAGGAGCCCAUUGCAUGGCCUGGAUGAGGAUAACUAUCAGGACAAGUUCCUAGCUUUCGUGGUGCAGAUUGAGGGCACAGACCAGACUUACAUGCAAAAAGUCUUUGCCAACAAAUGCUACUACCCUACAGACUUCCGCUUCAAUGAGUCCUUUGAAGACAUCAUGACGAUGGGCACGAACACCAUCACAGUAGAUUUGACUGGGCUCAGCAAAACUCGGCACGUGGCCGAGAAGUCCAAGCGACUUAGCUUUCUCAGGACAAACACAUACUCGCCCGAGGAGGUGAGCAAGAUGGUCGCCUCCACCGUGAAGGAGGAUGAAAGAAAAGCUGAGACGGAAGAACAUGACGAUGAAUCUGCCAGCACUAAGGUGUCCAGCGGGUUCUCACCGGAGAAACAGGAGUGUGUGGUGGAUGCAGAGCGCGAGAUCUUCUCCGCCGCCAUCUAA